Messenger RNA from Dracunculus medinensis (Guinea worm), 1086 nucleotides. The record is from the annotation of a GenBank genome assembly. NCBI's taxonomy places the organism in Eukaryota, Metazoa, Nematoda, Chromadorea, Rhabditida, Dracunculidae.
AUGGCGUGGGCAAUCACAAGCAAACUUGGCUGUGGAAUGGCUAAAUGCCACAAUAAUAAUGGAUACCCAUUUAUGGUUCAUGUCGUUUGCCAUUAUGGCCCAAGAGGAAACUGGGAUAAGACAAUCUAUGAAGAAGGUGAACCAUGUAGCAAGUGUUCGGAUUAUGGCAGAGUAUGUAAUGGUAAUGGUCUUUGUGCUGCUGGUGAUAAACCCGCUGAAGCGACUCAUGAUGAUGAAACUCCAAGCGAAGAGCCUGAAGAAGAACUUAUAAGCCAUGAGGAAACCGAAAUGCCAAGCGAAGAACAUACUGAAGAUGAAUCGACAAUGCCCAGCGAAGAAUAUGCUGAAGAUGAAUCGACAAUGCCAAGCGAAGAAUAUACUGAAGAUGAAUCGACAAUGCCAAGCGAAGAACAUACUGAAGAUGAAACGACAAUGCCAGAAGAAACUGAAAAGCCUGAUAGUUCAUGUUCUGCAUCGAAGAUUACUUCGGCUGGUCGAGAAAAUAUUUUGAAGAAGCUUAAUGACAUUCGGACGAAAGUUGCUAUGGGCCAGUUCUCGACAUCAGAUGGAACGUAUCCAGCAGCCAAGGAGAUGUACAAACUGAGAUGGAAUUGUACGUUGGAAAAGCUGGCUCAGAAACACGUGGAGAAAUGCAAAUAUGAUCACUCGGAGUAUUUCCACAAAUAUUUUUAUGGCGAUGGCGUUGGUGAAAGUUUGUUUUCGAAAUGGACUCUUGACAACAAUCCUACAGAUGAUAUGUUAUCAGUGGCGGUGGAUGAGUGGUUAAAAAGUAAACCAAUGGGAGAAACAAGUUUAUCAAUGGACAAAUAUUUCGAAACGUUGAAUCAAGAUUUAGCGCAGAUAAUCACAGCACGCACAACAGAUGUUGGCUGUGCCGUAUCAUUCUGUGAAUAUGCUGAGCAUCGCCCUUAUUACUUCCAAUUUGUUACUUGCAAUUACUAUCCAAAUGGACAACAGUGGAGCACCGCCAUAUAUGAAGAAGGUGGGAAAUGCAGCAGUGAUAAGGAAUGCACGACGUAUUCUCCGUCAAAAUGCCUAUCGGAAGGCUUAUGUGAAAGACUAUAA